Rhincodon typus (whale shark) is the source of this 2019-nucleotide messenger RNA. Its product is annotated as nuclear receptor-binding protein-like. Lineage: Eukaryota; Metazoa; Chordata; Chondrichthyes; Orectolobiformes; Rhincodontidae. The transcript is spliced from 6 exons. Bases 82 to 459 code for a protein of 125 amino acids. The record is from RefSeq and is a predicted model, not a curated record.
UUCUCCCAGUUUCCUGCACUGGAGUUAGAUAAGUUUUUAGAGGAUGUGAGGAAUGGUAUUUAUCCUUUGACUGCAUUUGGAAUGCCCGUGCCUCAGCAGCCACAGCAGGAGACUGUAACAUCACCUAUUAUCCCACCGUCUGUGAAAACCCCAACGCCAGAACCUGCAGAGCUGGAGACUAGGAAGGUAGUUCAGAUGCACUGCAAUAUUGAGCCAGUUGAUGAAGGAGCCAAGCAUCAUUUAACUCUACUCUUGAAACUGGAAGACAAGUUAAACAGACACCUCAGCUGUGACCUGUUGCCCAAUGAAAGCUGUCAAGAGCUGGCGGCAGAGCUUGUUCAGCUGGGAUUUAUCAGUGAGAUUGAUCAGAGCCGGUUAACCACAUUGCUUGAAGAUGCGUUCAGCAAGUUCUUCUACAGCAGGAAUGGCUCCAUUUCCGAUGUUACCGUUUCAUCAUAGCUAUACUAGAGUCAUUGUUUGACGCAGCUAUUUCAUCACCGGUCUGAGACGGGCAAAAGACGGCAUCACAGGAAGCCAUACAUUCUGGCUCAAUUGCAUGUUGUAGUAUGGUGAUGAGUUCCCAGCUACAAAUGGUGAACAUCCCACCUUUGAAAAGUUCUGUUGUCAGUAUUAUGUCCAAUCUGUGCUUCACCCUGUGACUGUCGUAUUUUCUUUAGCCGUAUGACUCGCAAGGCGCUGCCACAUUGGAAAGGCGCUUUUCUCUUAAUCGAGGUAUAGGUGGGUUGGAGACAGGUAGGGUGGGAGGGGAGGGGGAAGAAGGUUGCUUAAUCUGACGUGGAUGCUCCACAGAAGAGCUUAAAAAGUGAGGGGUCUGCACAGAAUGAAGUAUCACUUGAUACGUUUUUGUGAACUCUUCUAAUACAUUGUAUCGCUUUAUAUAUGCCAGUGAUGUGCAUGUUUCCUCUAUAUGUUGUAUAAUCUUUGCACAUGUGUUUUCCAAGAUGUGGAAUGCUAGGUGAUUUUUAAUUACUUCCUGACAACGUUCCAGUAAACACACUUUUAAGAGGUCACCAUGUGAAAGAAAAGUCCCACUACUCGUCAAUGUUUAAAUUUUCUUAAAAUGCCAUGACUUUUAUGCACAAAUGUGAAAAAAGUGAUGGUCACAAACUUAAUGGUUAACUAGUCUUUUUUAACUGACCAUUUCAGUGAAAUAUUCAAAUUGGUUAAUAGAAUUUCAAUGAAUUCGUCUGGAUCCAAGCACAAAAUUGAAGCAUCUCGCUGUCAUUUCUCCAAUGUGUAUAAAAUUUCUGAAUCAGAGAAACAAACUUACAUUGCAAAUCAGUUCCAAAUCCUAAGAUUCAAAUGAUGCACCAAGGCUGCCUUUAGUCUAUCUGAAUGCUUUGUUGAAGCCUUCCUUCACCCUUGCCCACCCAUUUUUCAUCAAGCCAAACUAUGAAACAGAUCUAUAAUCCUUACUCUGUAGUAUUUUGAGUUGUGUGGCUGAGGCUAUUUAGUAAUGCCUUCUAUUUGUUUUAAUACAAGAGCACAUCAUUGCAAUUGUAUUGAGAAUUUGUUGGCCAUGUGUUUCUGAGAGGUCAGUUGGCCAAAGGAAGUAGAGAUGAUUCGUGUUUCAUCUUCUGCCCUGAGCCAAAUAGUGCACAAUGCCCAUAGCAUGAUAUGGGCAUAGUUUUUUGGCGAUUUUUGUUUUGAGCAGAGGGAAGGGUAAAGACCGCUUGCAAGAACCAGCUUGCCAGUAACCUUUUCUGAUUAUGUCUUGCAUUUUCUCAGCUUAGUUAUGUUUUCUUGUAUAUGUUGUGGAAUGUUUUCAAUCCUUUCUGCACAUAGACAAUGAAAUUUUGACCUGAAAGGAAUUGAGGAAUGAUGAUACAACACGGUGAAAGGAAAAAUUCACUGUUGGGUGGGGGAGCAUUGGAGAAUUAAUUUGAGUUGCUGUAACUUUUGGGAAUUGCGAAACACUGUAUUUGUGGUAUUGUUUAAAGCCCUGUCUGCGUUUAAUGCAGCAUUCGUUGGAGCAAAUAUACUGUACUGAAAAAGCAA